This is a messenger RNA of Cricetulus griseus (Chinese hamster), 849 nucleotides long. Lineage: Eukaryota; Metazoa; Chordata; Mammalia; Rodentia; Cricetidae. The record is from RefSeq and is a predicted model, not a curated record.
AUGGGAGAAGAGAAAUACUUGCCUGAGCUGAUGGCCGAGAAGGAUAGUCUGGAUCCAUCUUUUGUGCACGCGUCGCGCCUUCUGGCGGAAGAAAUUGAGAAAUUUCAAGGUUCAGAUGGAAAAAAGGAAGAUGAAGAAAAGAAGUAUCUUGAUGUCAUCAGCAACAAAAACAUAAAGCUUUCUGAAAGAGUAUUGAUUCCUGUUAAACAAUACCCAAAGUUCAAUUUUGUUGGGAAAUUGCUUGGACCAAGAGGAAACUCCUUGAAGAGGCUACAGGAAGAAACAGGUGCUAAGAUGUCUAUCCUGGGCAAAGGAUCGAUGCGUGAUAAAGCAAAGGAAGAAGAGCUGAGGAAGAGCGGGGAGGCCAAGUAUGCACACCUGAGUGAUGAGCUGCAUGUAUUAAUUGAAGUGUUUGCUCCACCUGGCGAGGCUUAUUCACGGAUGAGUCAUGCCUUGGAAGAGAUUAAAAAAUUCCUGGUUCCUGACUACAAUGAUGAAAUUCGCCAGGAACAACUCCGGGAGUUGUCUUACUUAAAUGGCUCAGAAGAGUCUGGCCGUGGCAGAGGUCUUAGAGGCAGAGGAAUCAGAAUAGCUCCCAUAGCUCCUUCAAGGGGCCGUGGGGGUGCUGUUCCUCCACCACCACCACCUGGACGAGGUGUUCUUACACCCAGGGGGACCACUGUGACUCGUGGAGCUCUUCCAGUGCCACCAAUAGCAAGAGGUGUCCCUACACCUCGUGCCCGGGGAACAGCAGUGGUACCAGGAUACAGAGCACCCCCACCUCCAGCCCAUGAAGCUUAUGAAGAAUAUGUAAGUACCCCCAAGAAAUCUGUAGGGAGGAAGAGCUAA